AUGGCUAUUUUCUGGUCAUUUUUUUCUUUGCUAUCCCUAGCAUCGGCUUCUACAGUUAACCUUGGCUACACUAGCUAUGAGGGUCGUACAUUAUCUGGAGUCACACAGUGGCUAGGCAUGCGCUAUGCUGCUCCUCCCAUAGGACCGUUGCGGUUUGCGGCGCCUCACGAUCCUCUGCCUGUACAAGGAGUUCAACAGGCAAACCAGCAUAGAAAUAUUUGCAUUCCUACAGCAGCGAGCGAAGACCUGACCGUCCCUUCAGGGACCUCGGAGGACUGUCUGUUCCUAGAUGUCUUUGCCCCCGCGGGCGCAGCAGGCUCAAAGAAACUGCCAGUUUUCUUUUGGAUCCAGGGAGGGGGCUUUGCACAGAACUCGAAUGCUAACUAUAAUGGCACUGGCUUGAUCAAGGCGUCGGGAGACAAUAUCGUGGUGGUCACUUUCAACUACCGGGUAGGGCCGUACGGCUUCCUCGCAGGAAAGGAAAUUGAGACCAGAGCAAGUCUAAACAAUGGGUUGAAAGAUCAGCGCAAGGCACUUGAGUGGGUUCAUAAGCACAUCAGCAAGUUUGGUGGAAAUCCCGACCAUGUUGUCAUUGGUGGUGAUAGCGCAGGUGCUGCCUCGAUAACUCUCAUGCUAUCAGCAUACGGAGGCAAAGACGAAGGUCUCUUUGUCGCGGCAGCCGCCGAAUCCCAAAGCUUUGGCUUGAUGCUAAACGUAACUGAAGCUCAAUUUGGAUACAAUGAGCUGGUGACUGCCACUGGAUGCAGCAACAGCCAAGAUACACUCACUUGCCUGCGGAACCUGGAUGUCAGUGCCUUACAAAGGAAGAACAUCAACCGACCCUACCCAGGGGCAAAAGGCCCACCACUAUUUCUCUACGGCCCAACAAUUGACGAAGAUCUGGUGCCCGACUACACAUACAGGCUCUUUCACGAAGGCAAGUUCAUCAAAGUACCAGUGAUCUUCGGUGACGACACAAACGAAGGAACCAAGUUCGUUACCAAAAGUGUCGCCAGCGUCGACGCAGCCGAUAGAUUCAUCCAGAACCAAUUUCCAUUCAUCACUCAAGCUCAAUUAUCCAAAAUCAACAGCAUCUAUCUCACUCCAAACCAAACAAUGGCAUUUCCCGACGCAGGCCCCUAUUGGCGUCCUGCAAGCACAGCAUACGGCGAGAUACGCUACAUCUGUCCUGGAAUUGACCUAUCCUCCAUCUAUGCUGCAGCCGGUAUUUCAAGCUGGAACUACCACUAUGCAGUCCAAGAUCAGGCCAACGAAGCCUCGGGGUGUGGCACGUAUCACACAGUCGAAGUGAACUCAAUCUGGGGCCCUGAGAAUACCGGCGGCGGUGCUCCAGCCUCGUACUAUACUACUAAUGCGGCUAUCGUUCCAGUGAUGCAGGCUUACUGGACAAGUUUCAUUGUAUCGCUGGAUCCGAAUACACGUCGUCUUGGGUCGAGUCCGGAAUGGAAGACUUGGGGGCAGGGCGCCGAUGCUUAUCGUCGAAUUUUCUUCCGCACGGGUGAGACUAAGAUGGAGUCUGUUUCGCAGGAACAGCGCGUUCGUUGUCGUUAUUUGACUUCGAUUGGUGUGGAUUUAAAGCAGUAG
Penicillium soppii is the source of this 1605-nucleotide messenger RNA. RefSeq lists its product as uncharacterized. The coding region runs from base 1 to 1605 and encodes 534 amino acids. NCBI's taxonomy places the organism in Eukaryota, Fungi, Ascomycota, Eurotiomycetes, Eurotiales, Aspergillaceae. The transcript is spliced from 3 exons. The record is from RefSeq and is a predicted model, not a curated record.